Molecule: messenger RNA, 699 nt
Organism: Nicotiana attenuata
Lineage: Eukaryota; Viridiplantae; Streptophyta; Magnoliopsida; Solanales; Solanaceae
Exons: 2
Coding region: 1-699 (232 amino acids)
Source: RefSeq, a predicted model, not a curated record
AUGCAAAUGAGAGAUCUAUCAAGAGAGCAAAAUCUGAAGCAGAAGGGCACGCUCCCGAGUGACACAAUUGCAAAUGCAAAAGGUUGUGGGAGUGGUCCGACUUCUCAUUGUAUGGAAAUCACAACUCGAAGUGGGAAACUACUUCAAGGAGAGAACGAACAAGUGGUCCAAGUGGAAUAUUCUGAAGAAGAAGUUGAGGCACAAGCUGAGCAAUUAUCGGUGAACAUUUCAUUUGUGGAAGCAUUUCAAGAAAUGCCGGGUUUUGGUAAGUACAUGAAGGACUUGAUCACUAAAAAGAGAACCACCAAGAAUGAAGUGGUGAAUGUGACUCACCGGAUUAGUUCCAUUAUUGCAACAACCACCAUCCAAAGGAAAGAGGACCAGGGAGCCUUCACCAUUUCAUGCACUAUUGGGUUGCGCAAUUUUGCACGAGCCCUUUGUGAUAAUAGGGAUAGCAUCAACUUAAUGCCUCUUGCUAUUUACAAGCAAGCGGGGUUGGGUAAGCCUAGGUCUACAAGUAUGAGGUUGCAAAUGGCCGACCGUUCAAUAAAGAGACCAGUGGGAAUUGUUGAUGAUGUUCUUGUGAAAGUGGGGAAGUUUCUCCUCCUUGCCGACUUUGUUAUUCUCGAGUGUUCUGUUGAUAAAGAAAUCCCUAUCAUCUUACUACCGAAGAGCACUCAUGAAUUCGGAAGAAAAUGA